AAGGAUGUUCAAACCACCCGACUUACAAGGAUGCUUGUAACCGCCCGUAAUCUGACAAGGAUGCUCAAAACCACCCGUGAUCUGACAAGGAUGCUUAAAACCACCCGUAAUCUGACAAGGAUGCUUGAAACCACCCGUGAUCUGACAAGGAUGCUUGAAACCACCCGUGAUCUGACAAGGAUGCUCAAAAUUACCCGUGAUCUGACAAGGAUGCUUGAAACCACCCGUGAUCUGACAAGGAUGCUCAAAAUUACCCGUGAUCUGACAAGGAUGCUUGAAACCACCCGUGAUCUGACAAGGAUGCUUGAAACCACCCGUGAUCUGACAAGGAUGCUUAAAACCACCCGUGAUCUGACAAGGAUGCUUAAAACCACCCGUGAUCUGACAAGGAUAUUGGAAACAACCUAA
Molecule: messenger RNA, 408 nt
Organism: Cryphonectria parasitica EP155
Lineage: Eukaryota; Fungi; Ascomycota; Sordariomycetes; Diaporthales; Cryphonectriaceae
Exons: 1
Source: RefSeq, a predicted model, not a curated record